CACAGCCUUACCCUCACGCUGCAGGUUGCUGUAUGUGUUGGUGUCAAACGCAAGUUGUAUCAGACUGAGCUUUUUGUUUUAACUUUUGAAAAAACAUUUAGUUGGUGUAAAUCAGCGCCAAAUACGCUAACGGUUAACUGUCAAACAUUUUAUUUGCGUCUAGUGUCUUCUGUUUGCUAAUAGCGUGCUAACAAAUUUAAGUGUUUAUUGAACCUUGUCGAGCAAAACAUGCAGCAAUAGUUGUUUACUUUAGCAAUAGCGAUAUCAAUAGUUUCUCUGCAGGACCUGGAGAAAACUUCUGAAGGUGUGAUGAUGGAGAAACCUACAGAGGAAAACACAGCUGGAGUGAUAAAGGGUGAAGCGUCACUCAAACCUGAGUUUUUAACAACCAAAGAAAGAUUUCAUGAGUUUGUGGACUCUGAGUGGCAGGGUUCAAAAGGAGAAAAGGUCAGCAAUGACGUCACACCUGAGGAGGUAAAGGAAUCAUCUGUGGAGGAACCUGAAGCUAAAAAGGUCAAGCUGGAUGUUGAUGAGAGGAAUAAGAGCAGGAAACAGGACAAUAAACGGCUUCGAGGUCAGAAUAAGUCGAGACCACAUACGAAACCUACAACCUACGAUGAAAGACGGCUUUGUCUGUCAGUCAUUCAGGACAAUAGAGAAUGUCCUUUUGGGGAAAAAUGCCACUUUUCCCAUGAUGUUGCCGAGUACAUGGCCACCAAACCUGCUGACAUCGGAGACAGCUGCUACCUCUAUGACACAUUUGGAAAAUGUUCUUUCGGCCUCUCCUGCCGUUUUGCCAAAGCUCACACUACACCUGACUUCAAAACCUUGGAAAAAGCAGAUCUAGUUAAAACCUAUGAGGGCAGGAACCUGGUGAAGAACAUACUAAGUAAAGACCUUCAGAAUCGACUGAGGAAGCGUUCAGUGCCUUUCAAAAAGUCUGCAGAGUAUCUGAAAACACUUUCCAAGGACAGAGACAAGAAUGACAAGAAGCAGAAUGGUGAUGCUUGUGCAGCUGAAGCAUCUGAAGAUGGAACAGAAGAGAAACAAAAUGUGUCUACUGAUGCUGAAACACAGACAAACUCAGAGAAACAGGCUCCAGAGAAAACUGUUGGUCCAUUGACUGAUACAGACAUCAUCAAGUUGAGGAUGUGUGAAAAGAAACAGGUCGAUUUUAAAGACAAGCUGUACCUCGCGCCUCUGACAACUUGUGGAAAUCUGCCUUUCCGGCGUAUCUGUAAGCGGUUUGGUGCAGACAUCACCUGCGGGGAAAUGGCCAUGUGCACCAACCUGCUACAGGGGCAGCAGUCGGAGUGGGCUCUGCUGAAGAGGCAUGAAAGUGAAGACAUAUUUGGAGUUCAGGUGGAAGGUUGCUUCCCUGACACCAUGACGAGGUGUGCAGAGCUCAUCAACAACAACACAGACGUUGACUUUGUGGAUAUUAACUCUGGAUGUCCCAUCGACCUCGUCUACAAGAAGGGCGGAGGCUGUGGGUUGAUGACACGCACCAGAAAAUUUGAGCAGAUAGUCAAGGGAAUGAACUAUGUCCUUGACGUCCCGUUAACAGUGAAGAUCCGGACUGGUGUUCAGCAGGUGUCCAACAUAGCACAUAAACUCAUCCCAGAGAUGAAGCAAUGGGGCGUUUCUAUGAUCACAUUACACGGUCGAUCCAGAGAGCAGCGCUACACAAAGUUAGCCGACUGGGAUUACAUCUCCACCUGCUCCAAACUGGCCAGUCCUGUCCCACUUUUUGGUAAUGGAGACAUUCUGUCCUAUGAAGAUGCCAUGAGAGCAAGGGAUACUGGAGUUUCUGGUAUUAUGAUUGCAAGAGGUGCACUCAUUAAGCCGUGGAUCUUCACUGAGAUCAAGGAGAGCAGACACUGGGACAUUUCGUCCAGUGAACGUCUGGACAUCCUCAGGGAUUUCUCCAACUUCGGUCUGGAACACUGGGGCUCCGACACCCGGGGCGUGGAAAAGACUCGCACCUUCAUGUUGGAGUGGCUCUCCUUCAUGUGCAGAUACAUUCCUGUUGGGCUGUUGGAGCGAGUGCCUCAGAAGAUCAAUGAGCGACCUCCGUACUACAUGGGCAGAAACUACCUGGAGUCACUGAUGGCGAGUCAGAAUGUUGGGGACUGGAUCAGGAUUAGUGAGAUGCUGCUUGGACCUGUACCGAAGAAUUUCAACUUUUUGCCCAAACAUAAAGCCAACGCCUACAAGUGAUUUUCUGUUUCCUGAUACUACUAAGAGGGUUUUAUGUUGUGUGUUUUUAUUUGAUCUGCAUAUCAAGAUUUCAGGAUUUUUUUUUUUUUUUUUGCUUUUAGAUCAAUUAAGACUAUUGUCUGUUUUAUUUAACCUGUGGUUGUACUGUAGACACAUUCUGAAGUUUCUUUAUUUGGGUGCUUCUAUGAAAGUGGGUUCAUUUUGGUACCUGGCACUUUGACAGCUUUGUAGACCCAAUAAUAAAAGAGAAAUUAAGACAUACUUCCCCCCAGGAUGUACCUAA
Messenger RNA from Sphaeramia orbicularis (orbiculate cardinalfish), 2503 nucleotides. RefSeq names its product dihydrouridine synthase 3-like (S. cerevisiae) (gene dus3l). Bases 310 to 2220 code for a protein of 636 amino acids. Gene Ontology annotation, biological process: tRNA processing. Gene Ontology annotation, molecular function: flavin adenine dinucleotide binding; tRNA dihydrouridine synthase activity; metal ion binding. NCBI's taxonomy places the organism in Eukaryota, Metazoa, Chordata, Actinopteri, Kurtiformes, Apogonidae. The record is from RefSeq and is a predicted model, not a curated record. The transcript has 16 exons.